CUGGAAUGAGUUAUUUGUGAAGUUUAUCCCUCUCGAUCCUUCGAUUUCUUCUGAUAUUUUUUUUGAUGGUCCGAUCUUUGAACGAUUCUACGUUCUUGAUGCAUAUAUUUUUUCCCGUUGUGUUCGGUCGAAUGGUUAUCGUUGCCGGAAAUUUUUGAGAAACGAAACCCUUGAUUGUGAUACUGAGAUUGUAGCUCUUGAUUACCUUUGAAUCCUACCUAAUCUCCGUGGUUUACUGGACUUUAAUUUUGGAUACGCAACGGAAAUCAGGUUGUUCUCGUUGUUGUUGAUGAGGAGGGUAUCUGGGAAAAUGGAUAAUCAACACGGAUACGCCGUGGAAGUCACUGGCUUGCCUCCCGCAGUUACCGAGACGGAUCUCUAUGAUUUCUUCUCCUUUUCUGGUGCUAUCGAUAGUAUCGACAUUGUCAGGUCGGGUGAGCAAGCCUGCACAGCUUACGUCACUUUCAAGGAUUCGUAUUCCCAGGAAACCGCUGUUUUGCUCAGCGGGCCGACCAUAUUGGAUCAGCGUGUCUGUAUAACCCCUUGGGGACAGCACCAUCAAUCUGAAUUUGAAUUUUGGAAUGCGGCUCCGAGGAGCUUCGAUGAUGAAUCCAAUUCACAUGCCCCUGCCCAGGGAGUUGAAUUUAACGCAGGAGCAGCGGUGUCAAAAGCUCAAGAGAUCGCCAAGACGAUGCUGGCUACGGGGUUUGAUCUGGGCAAAGACGCCUUAACCAAAGCUAAAGCCUUUGAGGAAUCUCACGGCGUCUCAGCCACAGCCGCGGCCAAAGUGUCAGAAAUGGAUCGGAGGAUCGGUCUGACUGACAGAAUCUUCGCCGGAGUUGAAGCCGUCAGGUUGGCAGACCAAAAGUACCAGGUUUCGGACAAGGUGAGUUCAGCUGUCUCGGCCACCGGAAGAACAGCUGCCGCGGUGGCAACCACCGUAGUUAACAGCAGUUACUUCUCCAGAGGCGCUCUUUGGUUUUCCGGCGCACUUGAUCGAGCAGCCAAGGCGGCGGCUGACCUCGGCAGCCGCGGGGGCAGCGGCGCCAGGCGGUGAGUAUGCUCCGACCAGAAACCGUACCGUAGUGUGUGAUAUGUGAAUAUGUAUGUUACAUAAUUCUAAGCUUGGAAAGAGAUGUAUCUGCAUUCCAUAAAACGUUGUGCAAAAAUUUGCACGCUCACAUAUUGUUGUCAGAAAAAUAAGAGAAUAUUUUUUCGUAUAUAUUAUCAGUGUAAUAUUCGUUAUAAUUUCUUUUUUUUUUA
Tarenaya hassleriana is the source of this 1263-nucleotide messenger RNA. RefSeq names its product binding partner of ACD11 1-like. Gene Ontology annotation, molecular function: RNA binding. The coding region runs from base 290 to 1057 and encodes 255 amino acids. The transcript is spliced from 5 exons. The record is from RefSeq and is a predicted model, not a curated record. Lineage: Eukaryota; Viridiplantae; Streptophyta; Magnoliopsida; Brassicales; Cleomaceae.